UUCUUUAUAUUCAUUUUCAAGUCCACCACCUUCACCUUCAAACUCUCUCUCUCUCUCUCUCGCUCUCUCUCCAAUGGAGAACCAUAACCGAUUGAAAAUGAGAAUCUCUGGCCUCCUCCGAUCAUCGUCAUGUGGGUCUUGUAAGUCCCAAGCCACCUCGGACGUCAUCGCCCGACCCGAAACCCUCCCCCAUACCCGCCACCAGUACCAACUGAUCGACCUAUUCUCUUCCAACCCCCACCCAUUGCCUUCCAUUUUCAGACCCAAAACAGAGCUUUUUCCAUCGCCCAAAGUACCCUUCCCGAGCCCUCUUCUCACCCCACAAAAAACAGAUGGCCGAGAAUGCCCCCCUGCUUCACCCAUUUCGCCCCUCAUCACAUUUCCCAAAAGGAAAAAAUCUAAAAAGAAGAGGAACAAAUCGACCCAGUUGUUAAAAAGGGCUAAUUCUGACAAUUACUAUGACGAUAGGGGAAAUGAUUUUGAUGAUGAGAAUAUGACUCUGUUCUCCUCUGUUUCUCUCUCAUUCAAUUCGUCGGAUUCUUUCAGGAGAAACAGAGCCAAUCGCGAGGUGAAUGGGCUCGUAAGGAGGGAAUGCGAGAUGGGUUUGGCCCCAUUACAGGGGAAAGUGAGAGCUAGCUUCGUGGUGAAGAAGCGAUCGAGCAAUCCGUACGAUGAUUUCAGGAAUUCAAUGGUGGAGAUGAUCGUGGAGAGGCAGAUUAUCGGAGCGAGAGACCUAGAGGAUUUACUGGAGACUUUUCUUUUGUUGAAUUCGUAUCAUCAUCACGGGGUAAUCGUUCAGGUGUUCACGGAAAUUUGGAAUGCUCUGUUUUGUGAGUUGUCUUGAAAUGAAAACUAAAGAAUGCAGUCUCUGUUUUCUUAGAUUUGGCUGUGUUUUUUUUUGUUGAGAAAGAUUAUUGGAAAAGUAAUCCUUUUCUACUCUUUGUUGAUGGUUAGCAUCAAGAUUAGCUAGUAAUUUGAAGUUGUGAUGUAAAGUUUAAUUGGGUUUAUUUUGCCUUUGUUUAUUACUGUACUACUUUGUGUGUGUGUUUUGGAGAGAGCAAAGGGGAGAGAUUUGCAAUGGAGGGAAGCUAUCAAUCUGGU
Messenger RNA from Rhododendron vialii, 1101 nucleotides. RefSeq names its product transcription repressor OFP8-like. Gene Ontology annotation, biological process: negative regulation of DNA-templated transcription. Lineage: Eukaryota; Viridiplantae; Streptophyta; Magnoliopsida; Ericales; Ericaceae. The record is from RefSeq and is a predicted model, not a curated record. The coding region runs from base 74 to 844 and encodes 256 amino acids. The transcript has a single exon.